This is a messenger RNA of Peronospora belbahrii, 420 nucleotides long. NCBI's taxonomy places the organism in Eukaryota, Oomycota, Peronosporomycetes, Peronosporales, Peronosporaceae. The record is from the annotation of a GenBank genome assembly.
AUGGCUGGGGUACUGAAUGCCACGCUAGUAAUAGACACGGCUCAGCAAAUGGCCAAGGGACAGAAGAAGGAGAUCCAAGAGCACAGUCUAGUGCAGAGUGUGGCUAACGAGCAGCAGACUCGACGUUCUCUGUUGGUUGUUGUCAUUUUAGCUGAUGGAAUGGAUGUUUGCGGCUAUCAAUGCAUUCCCACGGCAGGCGCGUGGACGGGUAAUGUGUUAAAGUCGGUGCCGGACAAAGUGACGCUGCAGCCGAUUGCGACAUCGAAGCAUUACUAUGAACUAGAGGAUUGUCUAGCAGAGUUUGAUCGCGACUGGACAAAGUGCCAGGAACAAGUCAAGAAACUGAAGCAAUGCAACGAUCGGGUUACCAAGUUACGUCAAGCACAAGACGCUGCCACUAAUAGCCAUGGUAACCACUAA